GGUUUCGGCGAAGAAGUCAAUGAGAAGGUUCUGCAAGCCGGUUUUCUGCCAUUCGGCGAAAUUGUCAGCAUAUCAAUACCGUUGGACUAUGAAAGCGGCAAACAUCGAGGCUUCGGGUUCGUUGAAUACGAGAGUGCUGAGGAUGCGGCCGCCGCAAUCGAUAAUAUGAACGAUUCAGAAUUAUUCGGGCGAACAAUUCGAUGUAAUUUUGCACGGCCACCAAAAGCCAACGAGCGAAGCCAGAGGCCUGUUUGGGCUGAUGACGAAUGGCUAAAAACAUAUGGGACCGGCGCAAGAACAUCAGAGGAAAGUGGCGAGUUGGACGAUGCCACUUCUGACGAAUUGCCCUCUGGCAUUCUGAAGCCUUCUCUUCCACGCGUAUACUUGGGUAUCAAAAUUGGAAUCAGGUAUAUAGGAAGGAUAGUAAUCGAAUUGCGGUCUGAUGUGGUACCGAAAACAGCCGAGAACUUCAGACAGCUUUGUACGGGAGAAAAAGGAUUUGGUUAUGAAGGAUCAGUUAUCCAUCGUAUAAUCCCACGGUUCAUGAUACAGGGCGGAGAUUUUACGAGAGGCGACGGGACAGGUGGCAAAUCAAUUUACGGACCGAAAUUUCCGGAUGAGAAUUUCAAGCUGAAACAUACAAUGCCCGGUAUUGUUUCAAUGGCCAAUUGUGGUCCGAACACCAAUGGAUCGCAGUUUUUCAUUUGUACAGAGAAAACGGACUGGCUUGACAAUAAGCACGUUGUGUUCGGGCACGUUGUGGAGGGCAUGAAUGUCGUCAAGCAGGUCGAGCAACAAGGCAGCAAAAGUGGCAAGCCAAUGAUGCAGGUAUCCAUGCAUUAG
Molecule: messenger RNA, 843 nt
Organism: Gongylonema pulchrum
Lineage: Eukaryota; Metazoa; Nematoda; Chromadorea; Rhabditida; Gongylonematidae
Source: the annotation of a GenBank genome assembly